CGCAGCACUUUAUAUUUGGGGGCGUCAAUGGAGGUGCUGAUACAAUUCGAUCUAUAAUACCGAGAAAUGUGCUCUUGAAGACCAUUAUAUACCUGCAACAUUCACCGAAACUAGAACAGUACAAUGCGCGCAUGGCAUGCGACUCCAAUAACCCCGAUUCAUUGACCUCUUAUUGAAGCCCCCACCCUACGCCCCGACAAGGGUUCUAGCAACCCCAGCCGUGCAUACAUCCUAUACUACUGGCAAAUACACACUCGCGCUGCCGCUCACUCUCUUUUCUUCACGUAUAGCUAUAAUCUCCGGCUUCCAGUAGCAAAAUGGCCUCCCUCGCAGAAGAUGACGACGAUCGCGAUCUUGCCGGCUCCCAAGACGGCAGCUCCGACAAUGAGAUGGACGAUACGCUCCGAGACGCAGACGACGGGGUGAACGACAACGAACCGGACGCCGACGCCGAAGACGCCGACCCCGAUGCGGAAAGCCAGUCCAACGUGUCCGAGAGCGCGGGGAUCGCGACGCAACAGAAUCAGGACGUGGAGAUGACGUCGCCGGGGGCUGCGAACGUCGCGUCUCCGGUCUCGGUAUACCACCCGCCGGUGCGACCGGAGUGCCUCACGGCCUCGACGUUCGACAUCGUGCCCACGACGGCGGCCCCGCACAGCACCUCGAUCAACGCGGUCACGGCCACGGCGGAUAUGCGAUGGGUGUUCAGCGGGGGCUCGGACGGAUACGUGCGGAAGUUCAACUGGGUGGACUCGAUCAACAGCAAGCUGAUGCUCACGGUCGCGCAGCGGCACCCGUUCGUGGACAGCGUGAUCAAGGCCGGCGUGCUGAUGACCUACUGGGAGAACAUGGACGGGAACACGAUCUCGCCGGUCUACUCGCUCGCGAGCCACAGCGAGGGGUUGUGGCUGCUGUCCGGUCAGGAGUCGGGCAACAUCCGCCUGCAGUCCGUCCGCCACGAGGAGGGCAAGGAGAUCGCUCUCCUGCAGCAGCACACCUCGGCAGUCUCGGUGCUGACCCUGACCUCCGACGAGAAGUCCCUGCUGUCGGGCAGCUGGGACAAGCGGAUCUUCGACUGGGAUCUGAACACCGGGCAGACGCGCCGCGCGUUCGGGGCGAGCGCCGGGCAGGUUUCCGCGAUCGAGAUGCGCCCGGAGUCCAGCCUCCCUGUGCCGAAGGAUGUCGUCGAGCCGCCGCAGCCGAACGGCACGUACUCGUCGAACUACCAAGCGGCAGCGGGGGAGAAUAGCUUCGGAUUCAUGGACACCUCCAACGACCAAGGCGACAGUGGUGCUGGCCCGGACCCGCAGGCGGGCUCGCCAGCGGACUCGCUCUUUGGCGGCGCCGACUCUCUGUUCGGCGACGGCGACGGGCCCGGCGGAGACGAGGCGGGCGGAUCAGGCAACGCAUUCGGCAUUGACGAAGAUGACGAGUUUGGCAAAGCACUCACGAACGGAGUGCCUCCGGAGGCCGAUGCCCCCGGCGAGCCGGAGACGAGCCACAACGAGGCGGCAGAAGCAGCACAACCACCACCAUCACCACCACCCCCAGCGCCCGCAGAUGCCGUUACCGCGCCCCCCGACCCGAACGCCAUGGACCAGGCGCCGGAUACGACCGAACCAGCCCAGCCCGACGGCGCUCCCCCGCCCGUCGUCAACGGCCUGCCCCACGCGGAGGAGAUCGAACCGACCGCGCAGAGCACUGCCUUCAGCGAACCGGCACAGCCCGAACACACGCCCAGCAACGACAACACCUUCCUGGGGGCGUCGAUGGACGGCACGAUCCGCAUCUGGGAUCGACGGCAGCCCGACCCGGUGGCGCGGAUCAUCCCGCGCAGUGCUCCUCCAUGGUGUAUGAACGCGUGCUGGUCCCCGGACGGGAACUACAUCUACGCGGGCCGGCGGAAUGGGACGGUGGAGGAGUACAGUCUCCACAAGGGGCUGCGGGAUCCGGAGCGGACGUUCAAGUUCCCUCAUGGGAGUGGGCCGGUGACGGCGCUGAGGGCGAUGCCCAAUGGCCGGCAUAUUGUCUGUGCAUCGCAUGAUAUUCUUCGACUUUACGACCUGAAGCAUGAGCAGGUGACUCGACACUCGACGGUGCCGUUCCUCAUCAUCCCGGGGCAUCGGACGGGCACGGUGUCGCAGCUGUAUAUCGACCAGGCGUGUCGGUUUAUGGUGUCGACGAGUGGGAACCGGGGAUGGGAGGGGAAUACGACGGAGGUGUUGUUGGGGUAUGAGAUUGGGGUGCCUCGGUGAUGGAUUGGGGAUGUGGAGAGGUGUCUUCACGAGAGAGAAGAGUGAUUGCUUGGGGUGUGCGCAGUAGCUGGUCCCAGCUGCAUACUAGGUACCAUUUAACAACGUCACCCUAUAUUACUUACAGACCAUAGAAAUGGCAAAU
Molecule: messenger RNA, 2397 nt
Organism: Aspergillus japonicus CBS 114.51
Lineage: Eukaryota; Fungi; Ascomycota; Eurotiomycetes; Eurotiales; Aspergillaceae
Product: WD40 repeat domain-containing protein
Exons: 3
Coding region: 318-2255 (645 amino acids)
Biological process (GO): chromatin organization; regulation of transcription by RNA polymerase II
Cellular component (GO): SAGA complex
Molecular function (GO): transcription coregulator activity; TBP-class protein binding
Source: RefSeq, a predicted model, not a curated record